Molecule: messenger RNA, 3426 nt
Organism: Galleria mellonella (greater wax moth)
Lineage: Eukaryota; Metazoa; Arthropoda; Insecta; Lepidoptera; Pyralidae
Exons: 4
Coding region: 210-719 (169 amino acids)
Source: RefSeq, a predicted model, not a curated record
UAGCAAUAUGUAGGACUGGCUGGGCCAUUCCUGUUUUUAAAUGUACUAUGUUCACACGUAUUUAAUGUAACUUGUUGCGAGAUGUAUUUUAAAUAGAAUAUAUGUUCUACAUAUUCAUUUUAAGGAAAACGAAGUUUUAAUUGGUAUAGAGUGUGCCUAUGUAUUGUAUAUAAAGCUGUGUUUUGUAUUAAGAGAUAAAAGGAUAUAGAAUGACCUGGAGAAAUAAAUUAUCCUGUUCAUUUACGCCGGUUACAAAAUGCACUAUAAUAGGAUUUUAUUCAAUUGUAAUUUCAUUGCUGUUGAUAAUGGCGUCAAUUGUAUAUUUAUGUGAGCAAGAACAAAAGAAGAUAGAAUUUUUGCAAAAAACACUUCACGGUAGUACGAACAAAAUAUGGAUAGACUUCGUAAUUGUGAUGACUUUAAUUUUGUCUUCGCUUUGGAUGAUCUUCUCGGGAACACUAAUCAUUGGCGUAGUAAAGAAUUACGUCGGCUUUGUGUUAUGCUACUUCGUCUAUGGGAUAUUUAUUGUGAUAGCAUUUAAUCUUGGUGCUCUUUUACUAUUGUUACACAUGCAUUGGAUUAUCGCCGUAACCGAGAUUAUAAUGUCACUGUUUUACGUCAGGAUGCUGGUAAUAAUUUAUGACGUCUAUGAUUUAAUGCAGCGGGGUAAAGUCAUCAAUACUAACGAACAAAGUUUGCUGGACGAAGAGCCGAUAUAGAGGACUGCUACCAAAAACUUACAAUCUUUAUCAAAAGAUUUAAUGAACACGUAACGAAAUUUUGUUAAAAUUAUGACAAUAAUAUCUUUAAAUUAAAUUCGUGACUAUAUAUGUACUAUAGAUCAUAAGACAGAUGUAAUGCAUUUUCCUCUCAUUUGGGCCGUUGUGUGUAUGAGUAGUGGCUAGUACAGCCAGCCCAGCUCCGCCCAGAAACACAGAAGCUUUCUGAGAUCUAGAUAGGCCUCACGAAGCGAUCACACCGUUCCGAGGAUUUCUAAAUAUUGAGGGGCCACAGCAGGUCAUAAGACAGUCUUAUAGUCGAGUCAAAAAUUUUAUAUCAUUAUCAGUCGUCAACCGUUCAUUGUUGAACAUAAGCUUUCCCCAUAAGGGGAGUUUUGCCUGUAGUUGCCACGCUUGGCAGGCGGAUAGGCAACCGCAGUUAGGCUUUGGAGAUGUUUUAAGAGGGAUGUUGCUACCCAUCCUUCGCCCUUCCUUAGUCGGCUCUUACGAUAUCCACGGGAAAGAGGGGGGGGGGGUCCUCCCGCCUUCGAUAAAAUUCUUCCAGGUUGGUCCUUUCGAGAGUUGGCAACCCUAUAUGUAAACUACGCAUUUUCAAUUGAAGCAUUUUAAAAAUCCAAAGAUUUUAUUUUAAGCUAAUGAAAUCCUCUUUUCUUUUCGAAACUUUUUCGAAAACUUCGUAGGUUAUGAUAAAUAUAAAUACUAAUAAUAAUAAUAUCAGAGGGAGACUUUGUAUAAAAGUCGUUUGGGCACCUCUGUCCCAUUCGUGUUUCUAUCGUGAAACAGUUGUGUUUGUAUGGCUAUGUUUCGGUUUGAAGAAUGGGAUAUGGCAAUCAAUUUACAAUGUACAGUUACCUAACACCUGAGUCUUCAGGAAUAGCAACGCAUGCAGGGUAUCAUGGGCGAAACAGUAUACUCUGUUAUGUCCAUAGUACUGCUCAUGUUUAUAGGUGAUAGUUACCACUAUCCGUCAGGCGGGCCGUUAGCUUGUUUACCAUUCUAAGUUGCAUAAAAAAAGUAUCUAUAUACUAAGUUAAUCUGAAAGGUUAAUGCGAAAUCACGAAAACUAUUUACUUGAAUUACUCCUAAUGAUAAUGAACAGGAUAAAUCAUUUUAUUGUAAGUAUAGAUUAGUUAUUAAAUGUAAACAUUAAAUAAUGCAUAAUUGAAAAGAAAAAUUCUACAUUGCAAGAAGUAUUUCGAAUUAAAACUCUGUCAUCUGUAUUUCUUAUAAAUUAUUUUAAACCUUUUUUACAUAUCUGGUUAAUCAAUACUGUUGUAAGAAAUAAAUUACAAUAAAAGUAGAUAUACCAUAAUCUACAAUUCCUGUUGCAUUUCAAUGAGAAUAAACAAUAUUCAAUAUAAAACACACUAUUGCCACCUAAAAUGUAAAGUUGUUGUAGACUUUUUAACGAUUUUUUAUAAUCAUAUCAGCUUUUAACGGUCCAUUGCUGUCUUGCCACGGUCUUCCCACGCUUGGCAGGCGGAUCGGCAAUCGCAGUUAAACUUUAGAGAUGUUUUAAGAGGGACGCUGCUGCCCAUCCUUCACCCUCCCUUAGUCGGCUCUUACGACACCUUCGGGAAAAGAAGGAGUGGUCUACUCUAUGCCGGGACCACACGGCAUUUUAUUAUCUAAUAAUUAUAGCGUACUUAAGUAUUAUUAAUUUUUAUUUCUAUUGAGGCCAUAAAUAAUGUAAUAAAUCUAUUUUGUAAUCAAUACUCCGAUAUAGUCGAUAAUCAGAAAUUAAAUGUUAAUUGUACUGUUGAUUUUAUAACAAUUACGUUAAUCAGUUUUGUUGUUUCAUUACUUAUAGUUAUAAUCGAUACUCUUAAUAACAUUGCAUUGAUUAUUUAUCGAUAAUUGUAAUUGAUUUAACUAGGUAAAACUUUAUUUUUUAUUUAAUAUAUUCGCGCGUUAACUGUCCACUGCUGAACAUUAUUUUGCCGUAGUAAUUUAACAGAUAAACACGUUACAUUAUUAACAUUGUCUAUAAAUAUAAGUGAGUGCAUACUGGAUGAAAAAAUUAACUUUCCUACAACUCGAUCUAACGGGAUUGUAACUCACAUAUCUCUACCCGGCCCGACUCGAUAAUUUAUAUUUCCAGUUUGUUACACCUGAUUGGAUAGAUACUAUUUACCAUAUUCAGAUAAUUUUUUUCCAUCUAGUAUAUUUUAAGACUCCCAAAUUCAGAAUUAGCGUUUAAUAAAAUUAAUAUAGACAUAUAAUAAGUAUCAUAAGACACCAAAGAUAUGUUUGUUUAAAUUUGACGGUAAUUAAGAAUCUUUUUGUAAUAAUAAAAACUGCUUCAAUUAUAUAAAUACAUUUUUAUUUAUGGAGAUAACGGUAGAGACCGCCCUAGAUGGGCGUCUGCAUUAUACCCUGUCAGAUCGACUUCUACGUAGUCCCCACUGGAAACCAUCGUGCUGAAUUCCAAGUGUAUUUAUCACAAUGGACUAACUGACUUGCCUUUUCAUUCUCACCUGUCAUCCCUCGCUGGUGCAUCGCCAUCGGAUACCGUUAUCACAAGCGGGGUUACUCAUUCUAUUAUCAUCCAUUAAAUAAAAAAAAAGACGGAAGUAAGUCGACUAAAUAGGGCCAAAUAGGCCAAUUUAAAAGUACCUGUAACUAGCGAGUGUGUAUGAAUAAAUUGAUAAAUGCGAAUAAAGGAAAAGGGAUUUGAAUUUGAUUA